AAUCCCAACAUUCCCAAACGCGUGACGAAUUAAUCGCGUCGCGUCCGGAUUCCUGAGGAUUACCCGGCGUGCCCCGCGGGAAAGAUGGCGCUGGACGGGAGAAGAUGUAUAUAAACUUUAUCUGAAAUCUGCAGCAGUCGUUAUCAACACCUACAUUUAGCGGUAACGCACUCACAUCUACACACCGAGAGAUUAUCGGGAAGGACCGGGGGUUCGGAGAUUGAAGGAGCUCGCGGAGAGAUUUCGGCGUACGCUAGCGAGUGUGUUAGCCAGCGAAGACGAGGGGAAAGCGGGGGCAAAGUUUAUUCAGUUUGAGCCGGAGUCACGGCGGAUCUGCAUCUAAGUCCGGGCUGAACUGCUUAAGAUCUAUCAGAGGUCAUUGAUAGCCCUGAGGUUCACAUGCUCGGCGGGGGGUGGAGUAGCGGGAGGAAGAGGACCGAGACGUGUGAUAGAUUGAGUUUCCUUGGCGACUGGAGGGACACACUUGGGGCGAUGACUCUGGAGAAUGCAUCAUAUACACUUGAGGAUCGAGCUAGCAUUCCACAACAGCACGUCGUCCAUGCUGCUGCAUCUCAAAAGAAAACAUAAGAUUCCACUCUGCUCAGAGACCGGAGGACCGUCACCCGAGAAAUAAUAACGCUUUGGUUCUGAGGACCCUUGAAUGAGGACAGCACUGACACCAACUCUGCUUUCUGGACUAACCGACAGUAUACGGAAGCACGCUGAUCUCCCAGAAUGACGAGUGCUGCACCUGCCCGGAAACCGUAUCGCAAGGCCCCUCCUCAGCACCGUGAGACUCGUCACACUGUGCCGUCUUUCCGAGAGGAAGUCAGCGAGAGUGUCCUGCCGACCGCCAGCCCUGCGACAUCAGCCCAGCCUGACUCCUUCAAGGAGUCCUUAUCAGAUGAAGACAGGAUCAAGAUCCUACAGCAGCAAAAUGAAGACUUGCGUCGCCGCCUGUCGCAGACCACUCAUAAGAUGGAGACGAUUGAGACGGAGUUUGAGACCAGUCGGCAUUACAUGCAGGCAGAGAUGGGUCGCACCAGAGACGACCUUGAGAAAAUGAGAGACAAGUUCAGAAGACUUCAGAACAGCUACACAGCAUCUCAGAGAGCUAAUCAGGACCUAGAGGAGAAACUUCACGCCCUGCUCCGUAAAGUGGAAAGAGACAAGAAGACCAUGGAUCAGGAGAUAGUGGAGCUCACGAAUAAACUGGUGGAUGCCAAAAACACUAUCGAUAAACUGGAGGAACUGAAUGAACGCUAUCGACAGGACUGUAAUUUGGCCGUGCAGCUGUUGAAGUGCAACAAGUCACAUUUUAGGAACCACAAGUUUGCUGAUUUGCCUUACGAGCUACAGGACAUGGUGAACAAGCACAUGAAGAGCAACUUGCCUAACAAGGCACAGGGCUCUCAGGGAGCUCAAGCACAAGAGCCUGACACUCUCAGUCUGACUCCUGCAGACGUGGUGCCCACAUCCGUCAUUGCUCGUGUUCUUGAGAAGCCGGAGCCCAUGGUGCUCAACUCAGCCCAGUCUAGCAGCAGUGCCGGUCGACCAGCUGCCGAAGACGUAUUUGUACACGUCGACAUGACAGCACCUCAGGACGACUGUGGAGGACGUGAGAAUGGGGGGCCUGUUCAUUCUAGACCAAGUUCUGAUCAUCAGCAUGUGAACGGUAUGAGUCAAAGCCAGGGCAGUCUGGACGGUCCAUCGGGUGAAGAUGGUGCAUCCCCUUCUUUUGAAAAGCUGAAUCCCUACCCAGCUCCUCCACCCCCACACCCGCUUUACCCCGGUCGCAAAGUAAUCGAGUUCUCCUCAGACGAAAAAGUGAAAAUCCCCAAGAACAGCCCGUUGCCCAACUGCACGUAUGCCACACGUCAGGCCAUUUCUCUCAGUCUUGUGCAGAAUGAGGAGGAAGCAUCCGAGCGCCAGCGCACCGUGCCCAAUAGCCCUGCUGUAUCCGAUGGUGGCUGGCGCUCUGGCACGUCCUCAUCAUCUGGUGGAGGGCAUGCUUCUCACCAACGUUCACCGCCGAACAUGGAUGCCACAGACACUCUGUCCAGUCAUUCGAGCCCCUUUAGCAGUCCUCCUCAACCCCCAAGCGCCUUUGCCAGCUCAGGUAGUUCAGAGGAGGACCUACUGGCCAGUUGGCAACGCAUGUUCGUUGAAAAAAUGGCUCCAUCCACUGACGGCACCCUUGUAAACCGUACAUCCUUCAGCAGCGAGACGGUUAAGGAUCUCCAAAGGAGCCGUAAUGGAAAGUCAGGGGUAGGAGUGCACCGAGGUGCUUACUCCGACGGUGAGGAAGGAUCUUCAGCACAGAGCUGGACAGCAAGCCGAGAGUCCAGUUUAGAUACAGACACCAGCAGCCUGGCAGACCUCCGGGCCAAAAAGACGCAGUACGGAGGGGACUUUUGCCAAGAGGAGGGUGAACGUCUACUGAUGACCCUUGAUCCCCUUGACACUGAUGGUGCUAGCGGUGACACCAUGGUCACCGUCGAGAGCAGUCCGGCUUCUAUGAAGCGUCAGGAGUUUGCUGAAGAUGUCGGCUCAGUGGGAAAUUCUGCUGAAGAACGAGAUAUUCUGCCCCUGGACUUCCCUGUCAUUGGGUCAAGGGUCCUAGCCGCCCUGGAGGAUUUUGCAGACAAGCCCCCUCGGACUGGCUCAUCGAGACCUCUGAAGAGUCCCAAGAGGAUGGGAGUUCACCACUUGCACCGCAAAGACAGCCUUACUAGAGCUCAAGAGCAUGGAAACCUGCUGGACUGAGACUUUCAGGCUCACUCUUCUCUUGUUCUUUACCUUGAGUGCUCUUCAUCUGGCUAUCACUAGUCCUGGUCGAACACAAGAGGAAGGGAUCCGACCAGCAUUGCUGUAGCCAUUCCUGAUCAUGCUGCUGUUGUAUUCUAACUCUGCUGUCCUCUCUCUUUGAUGCGUGGAGCUUUCUUACUGUAUCUCUCAGAAUCCGGGAUGCAUCGAGAGGAAACCACUUGAGGGAUCGUUCCAGAAUGUCUGAGUUAAGGUAACUUUCACCACUGCAAGACAUGUCUCUGCUUGGCGUGACAUAGUUGAGGUCAGCAGGACAUAGCCAUACUAAGCCUCUGAGAGUCCUUUAAAUUAGGCAAGGACCGAUCCCUGUGGUGUCGCACGGGGAUGUAAAUGGAUGUUUUACAGUUACUCUUGCCGAGGGAGAGUUCUCAACCCAGAUGACAUAUAUCCAGUAUCCCAGUCCUUCGUUGCAAAAGAUUGUGAUUACACCAAACGACCAUAGCUUUGCAGAUACCGUCAGGUAGUCUGUGGGUUAAAGUGGAGUGUAACGGAUUCUCUUGUCGAUUUUCAGUGCCUAACCCUUGCUCUGACAGAGGGGGCUCUCCAUCACCCUUUAAAAGGACGUCUUGUUCCUUUAGUCUGCUUUCAAUCAGUACGAACUAAGAGGAUUCUUUACCUCUAAUUUUACCUCUCUUUAUCGAUCUGCCACUGUAUUUCAACACACAACAGCUUUUUUACUGUUGUAAACAAUAUGAAUCACGUAAGGUUUUUGAUUUUACUGUAUUGAUAUAUUGUUUUAAAGAACGAGUACUCUGAUACACUUCCUAAAUUUGUAUUCUCAUUUGUUUCAUUUGACUAAUGAUAUUUAAAUUUGAUUUGGUAUAUUUAGUUUUUUUUGUGUAUUUAUUUGUCUUUAUGGUUGAGUCUAAACUGUCCCGUUAUUUCACUUAAAGCAUAAGUGUAUUAGAUCAGAAUAUCAUCAUUAAAUGGGAAAGUAUACGAACCAUAACGUUAAUAGUGCUUACUUUAAUGGAAUGCAUUCAAAUUAAAUUCAAUCCGUGAUGUAUUUGGGGAUUUUAAAACAUAUGGCUGGGGUCAAAAAAUAUUUCAGUAAAAAAAAAUUAUGAUCAGUUUUUAAGAGUAAAAGUACUUUGUUCUGAUGUGUCAUUGGUAAUUCAUGUUUGGGUGUAUUAAUCCGCGCAUCCCCUCGCUGCUGACGGAACACAUUUCAGUGGAAAUGUUGAUAUUGAAACAAGCUAUGCAUAUAGUAACGUUAAAAAAUACUCAAAAGAUAACAAGGCAUUCUAUCUGUUGAUGAAUUUGCUUACAUAUAAAUGAGGAAUGUUGCAUUAAGCUCAAAAUUAGCAAUUUUGGCCAGAAGCGUUGACACAUAUAGAUUUUUGUUUGGUUUUAAACUCUUAAUUUCAUGGAAAGCCAUGGUUUGAUCUUAAGGAAUGUAGUCGUUUUUAUGUAGCAUCCACUUAUAGGUUCCUCUUUAUUCUUUUAAAUGAUCUAUUUCUGCUGUGUGUAUUUCAAGGGGAAUGUGCAUCCCACCAUCAUUUGAUGUGUUUUUGUGUGUAUUUUUGUCUAGAUUUCUCUUGAUUUGGGGUCAUCAUACAGAAGUUUUCUUUAUUCCAGUCUUAAAUUUGAGUCAUUUCAUUUCAAGCCUGGUUAAGUAGAAUUUUAACUGAAUUUGUGACUUGUCAGCUUUUCUGAGUUUCAGACCUAAGCAUCCUUUGUUUUGUUUUGGAUGAUUAUGUAUUUUAGAGAUUAUUAAACUCAAUGCUGCCUUUUUAA
Triplophysa dalaica is the source of this 4563-nucleotide messenger RNA. RefSeq names its product tight junction associated protein 1 (peripheral) (gene tjap1). Gene Ontology annotation, biological process: Golgi organization. The record is from RefSeq and is a predicted model, not a curated record. The transcript has 11 exons. Gene Ontology annotation, cellular component: trans-Golgi network. Lineage: Eukaryota; Metazoa; Chordata; Actinopteri; Cypriniformes; Nemacheilidae. The coding region runs from base 736 to 2766 and encodes 676 amino acids.